This is a messenger RNA of Malurus melanocephalus (red-backed fairy wren), 3041 nucleotides long. It is a transcript of the gene SORBS3, whose product is annotated as sorbin and SH3 domain containing 3. NCBI's taxonomy places the organism in Eukaryota, Metazoa, Chordata, Aves, Passeriformes, Maluridae. The record is from RefSeq and is a predicted model, not a curated record. Gene Ontology annotation, molecular function: protein binding.
CUCCAUCGCUCCGGGGGGCCGGCGGCGCCGGGCUCGCCCCGUUUCGUAAGCGGGGCCGGGUGCGCGGGAACGCGUGCGCGGGGCGUGGGAUGAGUUCAGCCUCUUGGCGCCGUUCCCUGGAUCCCAUCCCUGGAAAUGUCACUGGAAACUCUGAAUGGGCCGGCCCCGCUCCAGAGCGGGGAGCGCUGGGGGGGCCGCGCACCCCGGGGGGGACCGGGGCACACGGGGACCCAACGCCGGCGAGGACGGUGCCUCCCGACCCUCCCCGGGGGAUGCUCUCGGGGGGUUCUCCCCGCCAGCCCCCCCGGGCCAUGCGCUGAGGCCCCCCCGCUCCUUCUCCCGGCGAAGUUCGUGCCGUGAAUUUUUCUUCCCUGCCUCUCGCAGCUCCGUCGCGCUCGUCCCGGGGCUCCCCAAAACUCCGGCGCUUCCCGGGGGUCCCCGUUGGCACCGGCCAGGAGGAACCGGCAGCGACCKCCGCGGCCCCAGCCCGGCUCCCCCCGGCCAUGGCGGGCCGGCUCCCGCACCCCGACCCCGGCCCGGCYCUGGGCACGGAGAGCGUCCCCCGCCUGCAGCCGCCUCCGCAGGUGUCCCCGCAGCACACGGUGACACGGGUGCCCGUCAUCCGCCACCGCGGCUCCAACACCCUCAACUUCCACUUCCACGACGCGGAGAGCCCCGGCGCGGCUGAKUCUGGCAAGGGAGCUCCCAAAAACUCAGUGAACGAUUGGUACCAGACCUGGCCGGCCAAGGAGGCGAAAGCCCCCGGUGCCCCGGUGCCAGCCCAUCCCUCGCCCAGCCCCAGGGCUGCCCCCACUUGCCCGCGGCCACCGGGCUGGUCGGCCACCUGGACCAAGGACAGCAAGCGGCGGGAGAGGCGCUGGGUGAAGUACGGUGGCAUCGGGCCCGUGGACGAGACGGGGAUGCCCCUGGCAUCGCGCUCGAGCGUCGACAGCCCCCGGGACUGGUACCGSAGCAUGUUCCGGCAGAUCCACCGCAAGCUGCCGGAGCCCGACUGGGACAGCCAUUCCUGCCCCGCCACCGGGCCCCCAUCRCCCGCCAGACCGCGGCGGAGGGGGUCAGCACCGGCCGAGCCCCCCGGAAUGCCCAACGGGAUGGACUGUUUAUUGGCGCAGCCGAGCUGGACUCCUUCGCUUCCCGCCGAGACUCGGCCCUCCUGGAUGAUUAAUUUUUCUCUCCCACCCCCUCCCGCUCCUCCCGGCAGAGCCCGGCGGCUGCUCCCACCGCUCGCUCCCCUGCUCCGGCCUCCGCGGCUGCUCGCCCCGUCCCUGGAUCUGGGACACCGCGUCCCGAGCUUUGGCUCCGUCCCAGGGGAGGUGACGGCGCUUGGGUUCGCACCGCUGUGUCCCCGUGUCCCCACGGACACGCGGGGGGGUGCUGAGGAACCCCGGGAUGGGCUGGGCACCCCGGGAUGGGMUKGGCACCYCGGGAUGGGGUUGGCACCCCGGGAUGGGGUUGGCACCCCGGGCUGUCCCCGCAGAUUCCUUUCUGCCCCGGCAGCGAGAGGAAAACAAAACAAACAAACAAGCGCCACCUCUUGUAGGACCUACCGUAACCCCCAGAGGCGCUCGGGGCGGAUCAUUUCCCCUCUCCCCAGCCCCUCCUCCGGCUUGGGGGGGCAUUUUGGGCUCUCUCAGUGCCCCCCGCAGCGGGGUUAUCCAUUAGCCAGCCCGCCCUCCCGGCGCUCGCCCGCUCCGCGCUUCCUGCUCGGCGGCGGCGGGGACGCGCUGCCGGCGCCGCCGGAAAACUUUGGACCCGUCCCGCUUGGCCGCCCCUGGGAUGGGACCCUGGAGGGGUGCGGAGAGCAGAGCCGGGUCCUGGGGGAACCCGGAGUCCUGGUAUUGGGGAGCCCCCUGUCACCCCAGCKGCUGUGGAGCCCCCCUGUCACCCACCGCUCACCUGUCACCCCCGGCAUGGAGCGGGGUGGGCUGGGGCUGCCCAGUGACCGGAGCCCCGGCAGAGACACCCUCAGGCCGGGGACCCUCCCCAGCCUGUCCGACCUGGGRGAUCCCGUGGAGGCCGUCAAGAAGGAGGAGAAGAAGAUGAAAGCUGCUCGCCUCAAGUUCAACUUCCAGGCUGAAUCUCCCAAGGAGCUGACGCUGCAGAAAGGUGACAUCGUCUACAUCCACAAGGAGGUGGACAGGAACUGGCUGGAGGGGGAGCACCACGGCCGCGUGGGCAUCUUCCCCUCCAACUACGUGGAGAUCCUGCCGCCCACCGAGGUGCCCAAACCCAUCAAAGCUCCGGCGCUCCAAGUGCUGGAAUACGGCGAGGCGCUGGCGCUCUACAACUUCCGAGGGGAUCUGCACGUGGAGCUGUCCUUCCGCAAGGGCGAGCGGAUCUGCCUGGUGCGGCGAGUGAACGAGAACUGGUACGAGGGGCGCAUCUCGGGCACCAGCCGCCAGGGCAUCUUCCCCGCCACCUACGUGCAGGUGCUGAAGGAGCCGCGGGUCAAAGGCACCGCCGAGGACAUCCCCUCCUCUCCCAGCCCCGCCAGCCCCCGGCCCGCSGYCGGAUCCCCGUCCCCKCAGCGCUCCCCCGGUCCCCGCAUCCCCCAGGUUCCCUCCGGCUCCCCCCGAGCAGCGGAGCGGGGUCCCGGGGUGACGGGCGGGCUCCCGUCCUCUCCGCGCCACCUCGGUGGUGCCACCUUCCCCCCGUCCCCAAAGCUGCCCCACGCCGGCGUCCCCAGCCCCUUGGUGGCCUCUGCCAGCCCCCCGCACCCUGCGGCCGCCUGGACCCCCGAGCAGCGCUCCACCCCGGGGGCACCCAGCAGCGCCCGCCCCGAGCCCGCCCCGUCCUACAACGGCUCCGAAAUCCGGUGGACACCGUACCGGGCGCUCUACCAGUACCGGCCCCAAAACGCCGACGAGCUGGAGCUGCGSGAGGGGGACAGAGUGGAUGUCAUGCAGCAGUGCGACGACGGCUGGUUCGUGGGMGUGUCCAGGAGGACGCAGAAAUUCGGCACUUUCCCCGGGAAUUACGUGGCCCUCUCAAGCCCCUCUUUGUGCGCUUGGGAUUUUUAA